AUGCGUUCCCUUGGGAUCACCAUCGCACCGUUGAUUUGCAGCCUGGUGUUGCUUACCUGUGCUUUGCUCAUGGCACCCAAGAGGGUGCAGCGUUCGAUGAGCCGGUUGCUCAAGCCAGCGGUCGACAUGGUUGACUCGCAGAUCGCUUGCGUAUUCAUACCGUACAUCGUCGCUGUUCCGAUUAGCCCGCUUCCGGCGGGCGGUGCCCUCUGGGUUAGUCUGGGAGUCUGCGUGGUCGGACAUCUGUUCACCAUGUGCACGGCAGGGCACUUAGCGCAGCUGGCGGCGUCUUACGACGAGGCGUCAGAUGUGGAGUGGUGUGAGAUUGAGAGCGAGGAACUCGAUGCGGAUGAACUCGCGGCAAAAGCCGAGGUCAAGUUGAUGGCGACGCCGAAGGCACCGGUGAUGUUCAGCAAGGCAUCAUUCUGGAGCAUCAUUGCUGUUGGCUCGGCAACAAUUGGGAUGUUCAUGAUUUUUUUUGGAUCGCACAGACACGUGGCGCUCGCGCCUGCGUGGCUGUGCGCGACGUUUGCUGUUUACCUCAUCGCCAAACGAAUCCCAGCCAAACUGCAGCGGGUUGGAUUCUUCCCAACCCUCACGGGAGGGGUUGCGAUGUCGCUGAUUGCGAGUGCGGCUGGCGUGCUCAGCGGUGGCACGUGUGCCGACGGGCUGCGAUUGUACAUGUCUGGCGCUGGUUCGUUUCUUUUGUGGUUUGUUCCCGUCGCUGUGCUCGGAUUGGCAUUCAGGGUGUACUCGCAGAGACGGGUUCUGGCAGCAAACUUGGCUCCGCUGAUUGUUAGCUUGGGGUGUGCGGUGCCCAUGGGGAUGACCUUCUCCGUGGUUUUGGGAACUUGGGUCGGUUUGCCGGGCGAUAUCAUUCUAUCCACGGUGCCGAAGUGCUUCACGACGGGAUUGGCGGUUUUGAUGGCGGGAACGUUAGGCGCCGAUUCAAGCCUGGUGGCCUCCGGGUGUGUCGUUGCGGGGACGAUGGGCCUUGCGAUUGGCAGUUUUCUGCUAGACGUCGCAGGCAUCAAGAAGGUGGUCGCGCGGGGCGUAGCGACGGGGACGAGUAGCCACGCGGCCGGGACAGCCGGGUUAGCCAGCAACGGAGAGGACGGCGCCGCGGCGGUGUCUGGCGUUUCGUUUGCCGUUGCUGGAGUGUACGGCGCGUUAUUGCUGGAACUCGUGCCGUGGUUCCGCGCGAUGCUCAUUCGCGUGGCUACAGGGAUGUAAACGUUGGUAUAAACGACUUCGAGUUUAAAGUUACGAAGGUAGCUCAAGCCUCAAACCUAAAA
Micromonas commoda is the source of this 1295-nucleotide messenger RNA. RefSeq lists its product with no specific name. The transcript has a single exon. The coding region runs from base 1 to 1233 and encodes 410 amino acids. NCBI's taxonomy places the organism in Eukaryota, Viridiplantae, Chlorophyta, Mamiellophyceae, Mamiellales, Mamiellaceae. The record is from RefSeq and is a predicted model, not a curated record.